Diceros bicornis minor is the source of this 4193-nucleotide messenger RNA. It is a transcript of the gene CXHXorf38, whose product is annotated as chromosome X CXorf38 homolog. Bases 20 to 982 code for a protein of 320 amino acids. The transcript has 6 exons. The record is from RefSeq and is a predicted model, not a curated record. NCBI's taxonomy places the organism in Eukaryota, Metazoa, Chordata, Mammalia, Perissodactyla, Rhinocerotidae.
UCCGGGGCCGGAGCGGGACAUGGUGCUGUCAGAGCUGGCCGCGCGCCUCAACUGCGCCGAGUACAAGAACUGGGUGAAGGCGGGCUACUGCCUGCUGCUGCUGCGCGGCUGUCUGCAGGGCUUCGUCGGCCGCGAGGUGCUCGCCUUCCACCGCAGCCUGCUCGCCGCUGCCCCCGGCCUGGGCCCGCACGCCACCUGCCGCAGCGGCUCGCGGUGCACCCCGCGCGCCCGCCAGUUUCAGCCUCAGUGUCAGGUGUGCGCGGAGUGGAAACGGGAGAUUUUGAAACAUCAUACCAGCAGAAAUGGAGACGUCCACUGGGGAAACUGCCGGCCGGGCCGCUGGCCCGUCGACGCCUGGGAAGUGGCCAAGGCCUUCAUGCCCCGAGGACUGGCAGACAAAACAGGCCCCGAGGAAUGUGAUGCAGUUGCUCUUUUAAGUCUCAUCAACUCCUGUGAUCACUUCAUGGUUGAUCGGAAGAAAGUCACAGAGGUGAUUAAGUGUCGUAAUGAGAUCAUGCACUCUUCAGAGAUGAAAGUGUCUUCUAUGUGGCUUCGAGGUUUUCAGAUUAAGAUCCAAAAUUUCCUGAGUGAGUUCAAGAAUAUCCCAGAGAUUGUGGCCGUAUACUCCAGAAUAGAACAGCUGUUGACAUCUGACUGGGCUGUUCACAUCCCCGAGGAAGAUGAGCGAGAUGGGUGUGACUAUGAAACACGAGUUUACCUGAGUGAGAGCCAAGUGAAUGAAAUAGAAAUGGAAUUACUAAAGGAAAAACUGCGAGAGAUAUAUCUUCAAGCAAAAGAACAAGAGAUGUUGCCUGAAGAGAUCUUGAAUCAACUGCAAGUGGUGAAAGCAUUUCUGAGAGACAACAAGGAUCUUAGAAAUGGUCUUACAGAAGAUGUGCAGAAGCUAGACAGCCUCCAUCUACAGCAUCAAAAACCAGAUUCAAAGGAACCUGGGGCACAGACACCCGAAGGGAAGGCCUGAGAUGAGUUUAGGCAUAUGAGGUUAAAUAAGGACAGGGUAGCCUCAUCUCUUUGAUGGCUGUUCUCUUAUGUAAGGCCAUAAUGAACACACCACUUAGUCUCAUCUGAAGUUUCCCUAUGUCCUUAUUAUUUGAAAGAAAGGACACUGAGCUUUGUGCUCUUUCUAACUGAUGAUUCUCACAUCGGUGAAGUAAUUCAACAUAAACUCUCAGGUUUGUUGAGUCAAAUAUACCUUAAGUCAUGGGUCUGCUGUUAAGUGAAUCAACUUGAUAACAUAAUCAAAAAGCAUUUCAGCCCUAAAGUGGUGCCGAUGAUGCCUAGCUGUUAGCUGCGGCAUCAAUAGCAACUCGUUAAUUUCCGUAAGAAAAACUUGUGAAAAUAAAUAACUGUCUUCAAUAUUUUACUUUUUUCCCCUCAAAUAAAGAAAACUAAAUAUUUUCUUUGAUUUUAGGUUGCCCUUUGACAAACAUCAGGCAUGUUCUAUGGAAGUCAGUAUGGCAUCCAUCUCAGCCAUCCUUUUCUGUACAAGGGGAAAAGCUUACAAGAGUACUCCACCCAAACAAAAAGGAAUUUUUGUUGUCUUUUCCUGGACUUUCCUUUGACUCUUUGGGAGUAUUUUUUUUUUUAUAUUCGUAAGCUUGAUGUUGUUUGACCUAUACCAACCAAAAAAUAUUAGAUACUCUUGUGCCAAAACUUGCUAUUAUCCAGGGGUUUUUCUUUUUUUGUUCUUUGGGUGUUUUUUUUUUUUUUUUUUGCUAUUUAAAAGAUGAGAUUCUUUUCUGGUCCUAAACUCUAGUUGCUUAACACAGUAAAGGCUGUGUUCGGCCAGGCCUGUGUGAAGGGUCACACACAAUUUUCUGCCCACUGACACACAAGUCCUGCCUCUGCUCCCCCUUCCUGAAAGUCGCAUUCAUGAGAUGCCCAAGGGGUGGGCUGUGAUAUAAAUGUUGAGAUAUAAAUCCUUCCUUUUUGGAAGAAGGCAAGAAAAAAAAUUGCCUGACAGGCCAUUUUCUAGCCAUUUCCAGUUAGUACAGAAGUGUUACUACCUGGUGUUUCUGGUAGCCUGAGGCAGCAGGGCAAGGAGAUGGGCUCAGGCUGGUCUGUGGGGGCUGGCGAACACAGUGACUUGACUGACCAAAGCAGGGGGAGGGCCCAGGCCAGCAUCACAAACAGGGAUGUUGGGGAAAGCUCCGCAGUGGCUGGCUUGUGUAUGGCACCCUUAGGAAAAGCAAACUCCCACAGCAGUCACAGCUCUUUCUGUUCAGUAAUAUCCCGAGUGCUGAGCGCAGGGCGUGUCCUCAUAAGCUCGAUGAAUAUUUGUUGACUGAAGGUCAACUGAUAGCUGAGGAGUAUUCAGAGACGUAAAUGUUAUACUAUUAACUAAGCGUGGUCCUUUGUUAUGACAUUUAGGAAGGAAAUUCCAACAUUCUUAUGGAAAUUGAGACAUCAUUUUCUUUCAACAAAUACAUAAAUUCAUUCAUGCUUCCUCUAUUCCUUUUACCCAAAAAGUCAUCCACUUCUGACUGUCCUAUUUGUUUCCUGAACUGUGAAACCGCUGUCCUGUUGUAUACAGUGGUCUGUGGGAUCAGCCUCACCACCACCUUCCCCUACAUUUCAUUUCCAGAGCCCCCAGUACUUAACUGGGCCAUGUCGCCUAUGGACCUUCAGGGACAGAAUUGUCAUAUUCCUCACUGCCCAGAGGAAGUACUUCCAUUCCGAGCCCAAGUGAAGCCUUGCUCCUUGGCUUACCCAGCUGCCCGUCAAGGAUGUGAUCGGUAGAGAAUGGGUGGAGGGUAGGGUAUAUUUGGUAUAUCUUUGGAUUAAAAUGCAUUUAAUGUAAUUCUGUAAAACCUGGAUGAAUGGAAAUGUGCCUGUAACUUCCUGCUUUAACCUUUCCCAUUACUAUUUGGUCUUUAAUCUUACAUUUUCUUUCUCCCUUUAUCUCACGCAGUUCCUUUAGAAGACUUCAAUAGUAAAGUAAGAAUUUUCAUUCAUCUUGCAACCCCCCCCAAACUAAGAAACUUAAUGAAAUAUUUCCCAGCUGCUAGAUAUAAGAUACAAAACUUGAGACCAAAUUAAAUCUUGUUUCACUAACCACUUUAAGACCUGAUUCCUAACUUUAGGAACUUGGGGUUAUGAACAUUUUGAUUUCAUACCUCUCGUAUCUAGUUAGUUUUUCCUUACGUAUCCAACAAACAUUUUUCAACUGUCAACCAUGUGCCGGGCACUGCAGUGGAUGCAAAUGUGAGGAUUUGUGAGGUACAGACAAUGGUAUAUGAGCUGUCGUUUUACUGGAUUUAUUGUCUGCUCUGAUAGAGAGAUUGUUCAGAAAACAUUAUACUGUCAACAUUUAAUUACAUUGAAAUUGAAAUGAAGAAAGGAAGACAUGCCCAGAGUGGGCUUUAAAAGCAAAUGUAGCAUGUACAGGGCCAUCAACCUGUGGGCCUCUUCUGCAGAUCUGUGCACGUGGGUGCAGGGCAUGCUCAAAAGGGUGUUCACAGCAGCGUGAACACAGCGGCCAGCCAUUAAGAGAGGGCUGGUUAUACAAAUCACAGCAUGUCCGUGCUACAGAGUAUUAUGCAAGUGUUAAAAAGAAUGAGGUAAUGCUGCAAUGCAGUAAUAUGAGUGGUCUCUGAGACAUAUUAAAUAGAAAAGCAGAAUGUUUAACAAUGCAUAGCAUGCUGUGAAACUAUUUGUAUUUUCAAAUACUAGAGGUCUGGAAAGUUGUGUGCUUUUCCCAGGCUUUUUUGCUGUGUUCCCUCUGUGAAAGGACUGGGGUUGAGGGGGUUGGUUAGAAGAAAUUCGGCUUUUCUAUUUUGUAUACUCCCAUAUGAAAUUUUUACAACAUGCACUCAUGAAUUUUGAGGUUUUUUAAUUAAAAUUUUUAAUUUCAACAUAAUAAAGAGACAUGAACAAUAUAAGUUCAAACUGCAAGCCUUAUGUGUCACAUUUCCUGAAAUGUGAUGUCACCUCCAAUUUUGUGGGUAUCAGCUCCACCUCCGGGGGCACUUGUGAGGGGUCAGCGUCAGAAGCCCAGGAAGGAGUUUCCUUUCCGCACAGGGCUCUUUCAUCUCAGAGUGCCUUGUUUUCAUCCAGCGCUGUGAUUUGCUCUCAGUCUCUCCCUGGGACACAAUAGGUGGUUCAUAGUUUUGAAAGAAUUAGAGGAGAAAAAUGGUUUUAGCAUUAUAGUUGCAAAGAUAGGCAGUUCUUUG